ACAUCAGCGCCAGGUGUAAUAGUGUAUUUUGUGGCGUCAGACAUCAGAUAGGACGCGCAGGGUGGAGGGGAGUGCAUAGUCGUUUAAAACACAGACCGGAUUGCUUUUUUUUCCCUUCGCCUAGCAUUGUUGCAGAUGCGUACAAGGAGGUAUCCGUUCAGACGUCCCAUGUUUAUCAUCACAAUUUCUCCUACCACCGCUGACAUGAGAAGUUUGUGCCUUUGGCUAUCCCUCGCCUAUUUGGCUGCCACAUGCCUUAACGGGGCAGGGGCGCACGAGCUCAACAACUCCGCACUUAACAGGGGUAUUUCAUCGGACACCGAACUGCUAAACAUAUCAGGUCAGAAGGUGCUUAACCGUUCCAGUUUUUUUACGCUAUACUUAGAUGACGGGACCCUCGCAGACUGGCGCUCCAUGGCUGGAAAGAAGCGCUACGGAGGAGAGUCGCAGAACGGGAAAGUGAAAGCUUUGCUGGUUUUCGCUUACUCUUUUAUAAUUGUCAUUUCACUUUUCGGGAAUACUCUUGUAUGCCAUGUGGUUUUCAAGAACAAACGCAUGCACUCCGCUACUAGCCUAUUCAUUGUUAACCUGGCAGUUGCAGACAUUCUCAUCACGCUUCUCAACACACCGUUUACCCUGGUUCGGUUCGUUAACAGCAGUUGGGUGUUUGGAAAAGGCAUGUGCCACAUCAGCCGCUUCGUGCAAUAUUGCUCCCUGCACGUGUCCACGCUGACUCUCACCGCUAUUGCGCUUGACAGGAGACAGGUGAUCCUGCACCCUCUCAGGCCCCGCAUGUCUCCAGCUCAUGGGGGCGUUUGUGUGGCUCUCAUCUGGAUUUUGGCCGUCUGCUUCUCCAUGCCUCACGCCAUCUACCAGAAACUCCUGACCUUUGUGUAUAGCAAGGAGAAAGAACAGAGCCUGUGUGUGCCAGACUUCCCAGAGCCCUCAGAUGUCUACUGGCAGUGUAUCGACCUGCUUACCUUCAUCCUCCUCUACGUCCUCCCCCUUUUAAUCAUCACUGCCGCCUACUCCACCGUGGCCCGCCGCCUGUGGCGCCGCAAUGCCAUUGGGGACACCACCACAUCCCAGUAUGCCGCCCAGAGACGAAAACGCCGCCGCACACUGGCCAUGCUGUUGGUGGUGGUGGGCGUGUUUGCCAUCUGCUGGUUCCCCCUCAACUGUUACGUUGUGCUCCUGUCCAGCCAGGCCAUUCGCUCAUCCAACGCCUUGUACUUUUGCUUUCAUUGGUUGGCUAUGAGCUCCACGUGUUACAAUCCAUUCAUUUACUGCUGCCUGAACCCAGCCUUCCGCAAGGAACUGAGGCUGUUACUGGGCAUGUGCAGGUGGAGACUGAGGGUCAGAGAGGUGGGAGUGGGACCAGAGCUGGGGGCUCUGCCUUCCUGCACGCCAUGUCAUAGGGCCGCGUGGCCGGAGAGCCAUGCAUCUUUACAACCCAACCAAGCCUCGUCCCAGAGAAGCCAUACAUCCCAACAGAACCACAUCCCUUCCCGACAGAGCCAUGCGUCCGCUAAUAAACCAAAUGCCCUCAAAGAUAGGUACCUCCUUUUCUGCAAAAGCCAUGUACAAACAGGUAAAACAGACAUUCAUUCAGUGGAACCAAUAGUGGCUGUCAGCUAAUGGCACAACAAAUCACAAAAGUCAUGGUUUGGAAACAUACCAUAUACAGUAGUUCUGAGUCACGGAUGGGAUAAUAUUUUGGUUAGCAAGAAAAGAUUUGAUAUACAGUAUAUAGUUUUGUUUUCAAUUCAAGGAUGCGGGAGGCUUUUCAAGUUCUUCCCCUCCUACACGGUAAUGGCUGUCAUUAUGCUUGUUUCUUCUUAGCUUUUUGUUAUGCAAGCAUCCCAGAUUGAGUUUCAGCGUGCCUCGUUCACGUAAAUCCAUAAAAAGCAACUGGUUGCACACUGAUCGCAACUAUUGCAAAUUCGAACUUGUCAAUCAAAUCAAUCCAGGUGGCCAUACCCAUCUGCCAGAGCAAAUAAAACAUGAGCUGGAAGAUUUGUCUGGUUAUAGAUUUGUCAGGCUAUAUUGAUUGUAGAAUUGAACCAGGAACCUCUUUGACUCUAAUAUUAAUGGGGAUCCACAUACCAGGUGGCGAUCAAGCUCAUUUUGUGAAAUCCUCAUCUUUUCUUUUAAAGGGAGCUGCUGCAGGUGCUUCUUUGAGAAGGCUCUGGGUGCCUUCAUAUGAAGGCUGAAGCUGUUAGGCCUCGGGAUGAGCGGAUUGGUAACAGAUACUCAUUAUGUGAGGAUGAGGGUGGAUGUAGGGAGCUUUUAAGUAGUGUCAGUCUGGAUAGUUUCAAAGAACGUAAUAUAAAUGGGGAGAUAAUGAGACAUCUACCACUAGAAGAGAGGCAUGUCGAAGCACAUAUGCUAGUUGUGAAUCAACUCCUGAGUGCCAGUAAUAAUGAUAGAGAGAGAAGGCCUUCAAAUGGGAGCAUCUAUUAGUGCUGAUUUAAAUCAGGCACAGUGGAAACAUUGUUUUUCAGAGUCGGUUAGAAGGUGUUACUCUUCGGUUGCAUCAAUCAACUUUAUAUUCCAGGAUCUUUUUAUAUAUGUGGUCUUUUGGAUGUUUGAGUGAUAAUGACAGAUAAUGUGUUGCUGGUGGUACAGUAUAUGUUGCAUAUUGGUUUUCCUUUCAAAAUGUGUAAUGAAGCGAAGAGUUGUUCUUCAUAUAUGUUGAGGUAGAUCUAAUUCCAAAAGUUGUUUUUGUCUGUUUCUGCUACUUAAAUGCAUGGGAGAGGGUAGUACAUAAGUGUUUUUUAAAGAUUUUUUGUGAUUUGUGAUUGUGAGGUGAUUAUACAUGAUGUUAGUUACAGGGCUCUUUUAUUACUGUGAAGUGGAUUGGAUUUGGAUAUUACCAACAGCUAUCAGAACUGAACUUUCGACGCCAGUGUCAAGAACCUUGUUUAUUAAUUAGUGAGGAGUCAGAUGGCAGAGCGGUUAGGGAACCGGG
Hypomesus transpacificus is the source of this 2971-nucleotide messenger RNA. Its product is annotated as probable G-protein coupled receptor 83. The record is from RefSeq and is a predicted model, not a curated record. Bases 136 to 1638 code for a protein of 500 amino acids. Gene Ontology annotation, cellular component: membrane. Gene Ontology annotation, biological process: neuropeptide signaling pathway. The transcript has 4 exons. Gene Ontology annotation, molecular function: neuropeptide Y receptor activity. Lineage: Eukaryota; Metazoa; Chordata; Actinopteri; Osmeriformes; Osmeridae.